AAACACCACUGAACAAAAAAAGGCUCUCUCCAUUCUCUCUCUCUCUCUCUCUCUCUCUCUGCUUACUUCCACUAUUUCAAAAAUCACCAAAACCCUAACCCUAGUUUCUCUCUCUCACUGCAAAGCCACACAUCAUUAGGGUUUUUGAUUCUCCACCCCAUAAACACGCACAUAUUAGUACAUAUAUAUAAUUAUAUAAAGCAAACAAUUAUAAAUUUUCGAAUAUUUUGUUUUUUUUUUUUUUAUUUAAAUUUUUUGUGGGGUUUUUGAAAUGGUCACUGGUAUUGGUGGAGGCGGGUCACGAGUGAUCGAGGGAGGCGGUGGGACUCAGAAACUGUCAGCAGGGGUGAGGAAGACGAUCCAAUCCAUCAAAGAAAUCGUGGGUAAUCACUCUGAAUUGGAUAUCUAUGCGGCUUUGAAAGAAGCCAACAUGGAUCCUAAUGAAACCACCCAGAAAUUGCUCAUCCAAGAUCCAUUUCAUGAGGUGAAGAGAAAAAGAGACAAGAGAAAGGAGAAUAUGGGGUACAAGGCUCCUGUGGAUCCACGAAGACAUUCUGAGAGUGUUGAUCAAGGGAUGAAUGGUCAAGCAAUGAAAUUUCAUACAUUUUCUGAUCGUAAUGUCCGGAGAGGAGGCUAUACACGGAAAUCUGUACCUGGCAUCAAGUUCCGUGUUGUGAGAGACAACAGAGUUAAUCGAAAUGUGGAUAGAGAAGUGAAGCCCGCUUUGCCGCAAUGUACUACAUCCACUAAUGAGCAAGUGAUCUCAAAUGUUUCUGAAAAGGGUUCAUUAGGAACCUCAAGCAGUCAGAAGUCCUCUGGUGGACGGAGUUCAUCUCGGACUUUGAAUGGACCAACUGAGUCAUACCCUAGACAUGCUCAAGAUGCCAAUUCAAGUGACACUUAUGGGAAAGGAGUAUUAGGUGAAAAGCGGGCUUCAACUCCAAAUGCUAGGGCUUCAACUCCAAAUGCAAGGGCUUCAACUCCAAAUGCAAGUUCACGGCUGCAUGCGGUGAAGCCAAACAACUCUCAACCAAGUCCUGCAACUCUAGCAUCAAGCAGUUCUGCUGUUGGGGUGUAUUCCUCUUCUACAGACCCGGUUCAUGUGCCAUCUCCAGAUUCCAGAUCAUCAGGCCCUGUUGGAGCUAUUAAACGUGAAGUUGGUGUCGUCGGUGUUCGUCGACAGUCUUCUGAAAACUCUGUCAAACAGUCAUCUGUACCAAGUAGUUCUUUCUCAAAUUCAAUUUUGGGAAAGGAUGGUUCCUCUGCAGAAUCAUUUCGACCUCUCAAUGCCAUUUCCAGAACUGACCAACUCAGUCAAGCUACUACAACUGAUUCUGUUAUGCCCAGCAUGCCAGUCAACCGCCCAUUAUUAAAUAAUCAGUAUAGUAGCAGGCCACAUCAACUUGUGGGUCAUCAAAAAGUCUCUCAGCAUAAGUGGAAACCUAAAUCAAGCCAAAAGUCAGCUGUUAGCAACCCUGGAGUGAUUGGAACACCUACAAAAUCUGUUUCGCCUCCUGCUGAGAAAUCCAAGGAUUUGGAAUCUGAAGCAGCUACGCUGCAAGAUAAGCUUUCACGAGCACACAUCUAUGAAAAUCAGAAUGUGAUCAUAGCACAGCAUAUUCGAGUCCCUGAAACUGAUAGAUGUCAGCUGACCUUUGGUAGCAUUGGGACAGAGUUUGAUUCUUCAAUGAAUCUUGCUUCUGGACUACAAGCAGUGGGAACUACAGAAGAAUUAAACGGUGAAGCUGCUGCAAGUUUAUUGGUGUCAGCUCCAGAGUCUUCCGGUGAGGAUGUUUCUGGUGGCAAGACGGCAGAGUUACUUGAUGACCAAGUUAGAAAUUCUGGAUCUGAUUCUCCGGCAUCUGGUGUGGCUGUUGAGCAUCAAUUGUCUGAUAAAAAAGAAUCCACAAGCCCUCAGAAUUUGGAGAAUUAUGCAGAUAUUGGUUUGGUUCGAGAGAACAGUCCAUCCUAUGCCCCUUCAGAAUCACAGCAGCAUCAAGAUCCUCCUGAACUACCAGGUUUUUCGGCAUAUGAUCCUCAAACUGGUUAUGAUUUGACCCCCUAUUUUAGACCCUCCACAAUGGAUGAAACUGUACGGGGUCAGGGUCUUCCAUCUCCUCAGGAGGCUUUAAGCUCACAUACUGCCAACAGCAUCCCUGCAUCAACAAUUGCUAUGGUACAACAGCAGCAACAGCCACCUGUAGCACAGAUGUACCCACAAUUUCAUGUUUCCCAUUUUGCUAAUCUUAUGCCAUACCACCGUCAGUUUCCUCCUCCAGUCUAUGUUUCGCCAAUGGCCAUGCCUGGCUACUCUAGUAACCCAGCCUAUCCUCACCCAUCAAAUGGUAGCAGUUACUUGCUGAUGCCUGGAGGUAGUUCCCAUUUAAAUGCAAACAGCCUGAAGUACGGAAUUCAACAGUUUAAGCCUGUUCCUGCUGGCAGUCCCACAGGGUUUGGAAAUUUUACUAAUCCAACGGGAUAUGCUAUCAAUGCUCCUGGUGUAGUUGGUGGUGCAACUGGGCUUGAUGAUUCAUCUCGAAUCAAAUACAAAGAUGGAAAUCUUUAUGUGCCAAAUCCACAGGCCGAGCCAUCCGAAAUUUGGAUUCAGAACCCUAGAGAGCUUCCAGGGAUGCAAUCCACUCCAUACUACAACAUGCCAGGGCAAUCGCCUCAUGGUGCUUAUAUGCCAUCCCACACGGGUCAUGCUUCCUUUAAUGCAGCUGCUGCACAGUCUUCUCAUAUGCAAUUUCCGGGUAUGUACCAUCCUCCUCCACAGCCUGGUACACUUGGUAAUCCACACCACUUAGGCCCUCCUAUGGGUGGUAAUGUUGGUGUUGGUGUGGCUGCAGCUGCUCCGGGGGCGCAGGUUGGUGCCUAUCAGCAGCCCCAACUGGGUCAUCUCAAUUGGACAACAAACUUCUGAAAGAAAAUGUGAAUUUAACCCCUUCGCAUGUAAGCGAUUGAAGUAGCUAUAGAAAAUUUUCGAUUUUCUUUGUGAAAUGAAUAACCAAUUUCUUUUCUAUCAAAUGCAUCGGGUGGUGUUCGGCUUUCAA
This is a messenger RNA of Quercus robur (English oak), 3053 nucleotides long. Its product is annotated as GBF-interacting protein 1-like. Gene Ontology annotation, molecular function: protein binding. Lineage: Eukaryota; Viridiplantae; Streptophyta; Magnoliopsida; Fagales; Fagaceae. Bases 272 to 2923 code for a protein of 883 amino acids. The record is from RefSeq and is a predicted model, not a curated record. The transcript has 10 exons.